AUGAACAUUCCUGGUGGAAAUCCAUGGGGACCAAAGCCGAAUGGCAACCCGUUUCUUUCGGGCACCCGUCCGGUGAUAGCGGACUUAGCGAUAGCUGCUUUGAAGGAGCGGGAACAGAAAAGACGCAGGAGAAUUUGCCCACAGUUCAACCCAAACCGCUCACUGUUUCUUUUGUCGAAAAGAAAUCCAAUUCGUCGAUACUGUCUGAUGAUAGUGGAUGCUAAACCAUUUGAAUUCUUUAUCCUCGCCACCAUUCUCGCCAAUUGCAUCGCCCUGGCAAUCAAUCACCCUUAUCCCAUGGGUGACUACAACGCUACGAACGUAGCUCUGGAGAAGACCGAAUUAGCCUUUCUCAUCAUCUUCACAAUCGAAGCUGUGCUCAAAAUCAUCGCCUACGGCUUUGUUCUCCAUCCAGAUGCUUACUUGCGGAAUUUCUGGAAUGUCCUCGACUUCUCCAUUGUCGUAAUCGGUUUGGGUUCAAAGUGCCUGGAAAACACCAAACUGGACGUGAAGUCGUUGCGGGCGUUCAGAGUUUUGCGACCACUUCGUUUAGUCUCUGGUCUUCCCAGCUUACAAGUCGUGCUCAAUUCAAUCGUCACCGCAAUGGUGCCGCUGUUCCACAUCUUCCUCCUCGUGAUCUUCCUCAUCACCGUCUACGCCAUCAUCGGUCUGGAGUUGUUUCAGAGCAAGCUCCACGCCACGUGCUACCUCGUCCAGGACAACACCACGUGUAAGUCACCCACAUCGCGCCAUCGUUGUCAUGCUACUGGUGGCAGGCGGCAUUCUUUUCUUGCUACGCCUAUGACUGAAACCUCAGUUGGACAGGCUGGAAAUCAGCAUCGCGGUAAUUACCGCCGUCGUCAAAUGGGUUUUCGUCUCAAUCCUUUUACCUCACGCUCGUGGAGCGAGUUGCUGCGAGUGGGUUUCGUCCUUGUGCUAAGAACGCCCGAAGCAUGGUCUGAGGAACGUAACCGAGCCCUGCAAAAAUCUGACGAUGACCAGCAACUGUUCCCUAACCCCUCCAAACUAUCACCCCUCCUCCCCCCACCCCACCCACCACGGGAACCCGCCAAGUCAUAUUCUGGUGACUCAUACUCGCAGACCGUUUUAGACAUCAUGAUGGACAAUCCAAGGCCCUGCUCGAACAGCUCGUAUUCGAUGGCUUUCAACUGCACCGAGAUUGGACCGAACUACGUGUGUCGAGACCUGCCACCGGAGCUGGGAGAGCGGUACCCGGGUCCUGAAGAUGGCCUGGUGAACUUCGACAAUUUCCUCUACGCCAUGCUGACGAUUUGUGCUGCGGUGGGCCAUUGGUGGCCGUGGAUAUACUUUGUCAGCCUCAUUCUCCUCGGCUCCUUCUUCGUCAUGAACCUCGUCCUUGGCGUCCUCAGUGGCGAAUUCACCAAGGAAAAAGACAAGACCGAUCGCAAGGAAUUAUUCAGGAAAGAAAGGCAACAAAAGCGUGAGCAACAGGACUACGAGAAUUAUAAGGAGUGGAUUGAGAUCGCAGUCUUCGAACAAAGCAUAGCCCUCACGCCUCUUUUGACUGGCAUUAUCUCAACCUCCAUCAAUCGAGAUAAAACCGGCGCAUCUCCUGUUUCUAAAAUUUACGCCACCAAAUUUAACCUUGCGCAUCCAUCGGAGCCAAUAAUAAUUCUUGCGGCGGAUAUUUUUAAUGAGGAUCUCUCCGAUACGGAUGCCGAGGCGAAGAGCAACAAGGAAUUGGAAGCCGGUUUGAUGGAUGGCGAGAUUGUGGAUGAGCAGGAGGCGACGAACGAGCCAACUGCUCGGAAUCAGUGCUGCGAGGGAAUGAGACGUCUGAAGAAAUUUCGAAAGCGUCUGAGACGGGUGAUAGCGGCCUUCGUGAAGAGUCGCCAGUUCUUCGCGCUGAUCCUCACUUUUGUUUUGCUAAACACAAUUGUCUUAGUAACCGAGCACCACAAUCAACCAGUCUGGCUUAACCAAUUCCAAAACUUCGCCAACGUCCUCUUCGUGAGUCUCUUCACUCUGGAGAUGAUUAUCAAAAUGUGCGCCUACGGCCUCCAGGACUACUUCGCGACUCUCUUCAACCGAUUUGAUUUUCUCGUCGUUAUAGCUUCAAUUCUGGAGAUAAUUCUUACUCAUUUGGGACUGAUAGACCCUAUGGGGCUAUCGGUGCUGAGAUGCGCCCGCCUCUUACGAAUUUUCAAGAUUACACACUACUGGGCCGGUUUGAGGGGAUUGGUAAAUCGCCUGCUAAAAUCAAUAAAGUCGGUUGCAGGCCUUCUGCUGCUGCUCUUCCUCUUCAUCCUCAUUUGCUCCCUUCUCGGAAUGCAGUGGUUUGGAGGCACCUUCAACUUCCCCAACACCGACAAACCACGAAGCCACUUCGAUGGAAUCGUUCAGUCCAUGAUUACGGUCUUUCAGAUGCUGACCGGUGAGGACUGGAACGCCGUGAUGUACAACGGGAUGCGCGCGUACAAAUCCGACGGCCCCUGGUUCGCCAUUGUCGUCAUCUACUUCGUGGUUGUCUUCGUUGUUGGAAAUUACAUCCUACUGAACGUCUUCUUGGCCAUCGCGGUGGACAACUUGAGUGCCGAAGACGAUGAGGACGAAGAAAGCGGUGGAGACGACGAAAAUGACACUCUCGACAGGCACGGCACGUCUGGAUCCUCCAAGAAGGCUGUUGACGCUUCUGCCAACACAAAAGGCCCCCUGGACGCCUAUAUGGAGAUGAACUAUGAAGAGAUGUUUGCCGAGGAGGAGGAGCAGGAUGACGGACACAUGGCUUCGAAAUCGGAGCUGAACGAAACCAACACGGCGAAUCCACAGACAAUCCCACCCUACUCUGCCUUCUUCAUAUUCGAUCCGACCAACAAGUUCAGAAUCUUUUGCCACAACAUUGUUUCCUCGCCAAUCUUCAACAAUCUCGUUCUUGGCUGCAUCCUCAUCAGUUCGGCGCUCCUCUGUGCUGAAGAUCCCCUGAACACCUACUCGUUGACCAAUAGGAUCCUCAACUACUUCGACUACUUCUUCACAAGUGUGUUUACGAUCGAAAUCACACUCAAGAUGAUCGCCUACGGCUUCAUUCUGCACGAAGGCGCUUUCUUGCGCGGCAUGUUCAACCUGCUCGACUUGAUCGUCGUGUUUGUGGCUCUCAUCUCCUUUGUUCUCGAGAAUGAAGCGAUAUCGGCCGUCAAAAUUCUUCGCGUGCUGCGUGUCCUCCGACCUCUUCGCGCCAUUAACCGAGCCAAAGGCCUGAAGAACGUUGUCCAGUGCGUGGUCACAGCGCUGAAAAGCAUCGGCAACAUCAUGCUCGUCACAAUUCUCAUCGAAUUUGUCUUCGCUGUGAUCGGCGUGCAGCUCUUCAAGGGCAAGUACGUCUCGUGCAACGAUCCCUCCAAACUCACCGAACAGGAUUGCAAGGGGUUCUUUAUUGAAUAUGAGCACGGCCGACCGGCAAACGUUGUUGAACGCGUGUGGACGCACUCCGAACUGAACUUCGACAAUGUCGCCAACGCGAUGCUGACCCUCUUUGUCGUUCUCACUUUUGAAGGCUGGCCGCCAAUCCUCUACGCCGGUAUCGACUCGAACGAAGAGGACAUGGGACCGCUUCACGACCACCGAAAGUACAUCGCGCUCUACUUCAUCAGCUAUCUCAUCGUCGCCUCCUUCUUUAUGGUGAAUAUCUUCGUGGGUUUCGUCAUCGUCACCUUCCAGCGCGAAGGCGAACGCGAGUACAAAAACUGCGAGCUGAACAAAAACCAGCGAAAGUGCAUCGAGUACGCACUCAAGGCGCGGCCACGACGGCGGUACAUUCCCAAAGGCCAUCUCCAGUACAAGAUUUGGUCUAUGGUCGUGUCUCGCAAGCUAGAGAUCCUCAUUUUCACCUUCAUCUUCCUAAACACCGUGACGUUGGCUUGCAAGCACGACAAAAUGGACCCGACGUUCAGCAGCGUCCUCGACAACUUCAACUACUUCUUCACAGCGGUAUUCACGGUGGAAUUCAUUCUCAAGCUCUCUGCCUUCAGCUUCCGGCACUACUUCGGAGACCCCUGGAAUGUGAUCGAUUUCAUCAUCGUUUUGGGCAGCUACAUCGACAUCAUUGUUAGCAAGGCUUUGAUCUCACGCUGUUGUGGCAGCAGCAGCAGCGGUGGCGGCGGCGGUGGUGGUGGGAUUUUGGCUGUCACCGCUGCUGAACAGACGGCUAGUUCCGAGACGACGCUGAAGUUUAAUAUCAAUUUCUUCCGACUGUUCCGUGUGAUGCGAUUGGUCAAGCUGUUGAGCAAAGAGGAGUCCAUUCGCAAACUCCUUUGGACCUUCAUAAAGUCCUUCCAGGCACUGCCGUACGUCGCCUUGUUGAUUGCGAUGCUGUUUUUUAUCUACGCCGUCAUCGGUAUGCAACUCUUCGGAAAGAUAAGCUUGUACCAGCCGGGACUCGAACCCGGGGAAGACGGUGUUAUUCACCGAAGUAACAACUUUCGAAGCUUCUUCUUCGCUCUCCUUGUUCUCUUCAGGUCUGCAACUGGCGAGUCGUGGCAGGAGAUAAUGCUUGCAUGUACCCCAGGUAAGGAACAACGUUUUUUCGGAGCACGGAUCGCUGAACAACCCCUGUUCAAACAAAACGGUGUAGGCCAAUUUAGUGGGACACGUAAUCUGAUUAUCGGUGCGGCAAAACUAGCGCACAAAACAGCCCCCCACGGAUCGUGCUCUUCCGUCCGAGAGCCACUACAUCUCCAGCGCCAAAUUCAGACCGACUUUCGUGUGCCUGGCAGCCCGGUUUGCGUUGUCAGCGUCUUUGUCAUGCGAAAUGGCGUUCGAGAUCGUAUCAAUGAGCUCCUAAUUGCACCCUCGUUGCUCAAGUUGGCGUUUUUACCGCACUCGACAAUUUGCAGCUCAUUGGAGAAAACGUAUAGGGUUGGGAGUCGUCGAACUCACGCGGUUACUGCAUCAAUUGUAGGCAGAAAAUGUGCGGUCGAUUCAGAGGACGGCAGUGAAGGCAUGAACUGCGGUUCGAACCUCGCCUACCCCUACUUCAUCACGUUCUACCUCUUCUGCUCCUUUGUGAUCAUCAAUCUCUUCUUGGCUGUCAUAAUGGACAACUUCGAUUACCUCACACGCGAUUGGUCAAUUCUCGGGCCCCAUCAUCUGGACGAGUUUGUGACUCGUUGGGCCGAAUACGACCCCGAAGCCAAUAAGCACGUCACCCCUGAGUCUUCUAUUUCUCUACACGAGAAAGUCCACUUCUGGGACGAGAAACGUAAUCGUCAUAAUAAAUUUAACUCGGAAACUCCACGUAUCAAUAGGGGCUUUGAACAAAAAUUGGUGCAAAUGAACAUGCCUUUGCAAAGCGAUGGAACCGUCUUCUUCAACGCCACCCUCUUCGCGUUGGUUCGUCGGAAUCUGCGUAUUAAGGUGCCAGAAGAUGACGAGAAAGAGAAGUCGUUGGAUCAACUCAACGAGGAGCUUCGAGGUGUCAUCAAGAAGAUUUGGAAACGAACGAGUCCAAAACUCCUGGAUCAGAUUCUUCCUCCUAAAGAACUCGACGUUGUAACAGUGGGCAAGUUUUACGCGACCUUCCUCAUCCAGAAUUGGUUUCGUGAAUGGCAGAAACGCAAAAUGAUACAAAAGGACACGCGCUACAUCCCUCAGAUUUUGGCCGGUGAUCGCGCGAUGCCGCAUCAGCCGACAAUCGUGGGUUUCCCGCGACGCUGCUCCUCCGACCUUACCGGCGAUGACAUCCAGCGCAGGAAGGGCGAAAAGCUCGAUGUGAUACCGGGCGGAGGGAUCUUGGGAAGAACCCUGACCGACUGGACACGAAAGCGCGGCAAGAAGCACGUCUCCUCGGGUCACCGCGACAUCACCGAGGACCCGGAGGUGAAGAAGCGCCAGGCGCAGGCAGGCGGUGGUGCCAACGGCGCCACUCAGCAGCCUGGUGAUGGACAGCUGCCUGUCAUUCAAGUCCACGCACCUCACCCCUCCCCGUGUUUUCACAUUGCUGACACUCUGAUGUUACCUUCGGAGAAGAGGAGUUGUCGAGCUGCCUUCAACUUCACCGUUCAUGCUAACACUCCACUUGUCACCUUCACGGUCCCGUGCUCUCGUCGCUACGACAACUUUUCCCUGAAGAACUGUCAUUUUCAGCUUGGCACACGGCUCUCUGCAUCAACGGAUCUCUGUCGAUGUGAAAUUAAAGCAAUCACUUCAAACAGAAGCAGAGACGCUGGGGGAUUGUAUCAUGAUGGCUCUAAUCCAGGGGUGAAACGCUCGAUCCAGCCUUCGGGUGGCGAGGAGAAGUCUGGUGGUGGGCUGAUGGGUCUCAUCCGACGCGGCAGUUCUUACCUCCGCCGGAAGGAUGCUGAGGAGCAACAGCAGAGGCAGGAGGAGGAGAGAAAGGAGGACCUUGAAAUGGCUCGAACCAUGUUUGCCGCAGCUCGACGGGAGUCUUACUACGCCCACCGAGCUGAUUGA
Molecule: messenger RNA, 6450 nt
Organism: Mesocestoides corti
Lineage: Eukaryota; Metazoa; Platyhelminthes; Cestoda; Cyclophyllidea; Mesocestoididae
Source: the annotation of a GenBank genome assembly